GCGCGUCCCCGAUCAACCUCCAGCAGUUCCACGAUCAGUACGAUCUGCGAAAUUCUCCGCGUUUACAGCCGUUUUCCUUCGCUUAAACACGGUCAGUCCGCGCACACGGGAGCCGAACCUGAUGGCUUCGACGACUUCUGAUGCUUCCGAGCGAGAGUCGCCGAACCCGACUGAGCAGAACGGCGACGGGAGCGAAUCGGGCCUGCGCGCCGCCGAUCAGGAACCGGUCGUUAAGAUGGACGUGAACGGCGAGACGGACGAGAAGUCCAACGGAGAAGAAUCGAGGGAACAAAGCCCGGAGGAAGCCACGAGGGAAGAUGGAGGGGACGAUGAAAGAGAAACCGAAGCGGAAACGGAGAAAGAGCAACAGAAGAGCCCCGGUAGCGUGGACGGGAUGGCGGAGCAGCUGAAGAGAGAACAAAGGGAGGAGGAGAAUGCGUCCUCGCCGGCGGAGAAAAGCAGCAGCGGUGUUGAAGGUGGAAUGAAGAGACGUGCGAGUUUAGAGAUGAGUUUAUCCUCUGAUGGAGAGCCGCUCAGCCGCAUGGACUCUGAGGACAGUAUCAGCAGUACUCUGAUUGAUAUGGAGAGCAUUGCGUCCAGUGGCCGUUCUACUCCAGCCAUGAUGAACGGGCACGGCGGGGCAUCUUCGUCCUCUACUAAGGGCUCAUCUUACCCCUGCAGCUGGGAUCAGUGCCACAUGCUCUUCAACACCAGUCCAGACCUGGCUGAACACAUCCGUGGAGUGCACGUGGAUGGCCAGCGUGGAGGGGUGUUUGUGUGUCUUUGGAAAGGCUGUAAGGUUUACAACACCCCGUCCACCAGUCAGAGCUGGCUACAGAGACACAUGCUGUCCCACAGCGGAGACAAACCAUUCAAGUGUGUGGUGGGCGGUUGCAACGCCACCUUCGCCUCCCAGGGGGGGCUUGCGCGCCAUGUGCCGACCCACUUCAGCUCGCAGAAUUCCUCCAAACUCUCCAGCCAAAGCAAGAUGAAGGAAGACUCUCCAUCCAAAGCGGGAAUCAACAAACGGAGGAAACUUAAGUGCAAGCGACGAAGGUCGUUGCGUACGUAUCAAUGGAAUCAGAAUGCACGGCCUCAUGAUUUUUUCGACGCUCAGACAAUGGAUGCAAUCCGCCAUCGUGCGAUCUGCCUCAAUCUAGCAACCCAUAUUGAGAGUCAGGGCAAAGGUCACAGCGUGGUCUUUCACAGUACGGUGAUCGCCAGGCGGAAGGAGGAUUCUGGGAAGGUGAAGGUGCUGCUUCACUGGAUGCCAGAGGACAUACUUCCAGAUGCUUGGGUCAGCGAGAGCGACCGUCCUCAGAUGAAGACCAAAGUGGUCCAUCUUUCCCAGCUUCCUCAGGACACAGCGGUACUGUUGGACCCCAACAUCUACAGGAUGUUUUUCUAGAAGACGGGGUGGGGAGGGCGGCUUCUGUCAGCACCUGCUGACGUACCCAAACCGAAGUGGACGCGCAGAUCUUUUGAGACGGGAGAAAGACUUCUUUUCCCUUCGCUUUUUUCUCCUCUUUUUUUUUUCUUCUUUUUAAUGCUCAAAGUCUGCCAAAGCAAGCAGUGAAUUUUUAAUGUGUUUUUAUCCCUUGAAGAAGAAAAAAUAAGGCACAACAUUGUGAACUCUGGUGGUGCUGGACUUUAACUGUCUAGGAAGACUUGUCUACAACGGUUGAAAUCUAAUUUCCCUCCCUGCGUCUUCAACGCUGCUGACAUGCUCUUAGAAGUCCUGAUGAAAGUGCCCAUGUAAAUAUUCCAGGAGAUUUGUAAUAUAUUUUUGUACUGCAAAAUUUUACUGUGCUGUAGAUAGAUGUAAUAUUCCACAAGCUGACAAAAAAAAAAAAAAAAAAAAAAACGUAAUUGUACAGAAUGUGAUAGCUGAAUAGGUUUGGAUGAUGUAAAUGCUUCUAUAGACGUUUCUUGGUUUCUUUUUUAUUUAGUAUGACAGAAAAAAUUUAGAUAUUUUUUUUUCCUCCGUACACACACACACACUCUUAUAACAGCUGCUCCGCCCCCUGAUGAUGAGGAUCCAACAUUAUCGUCCCACCGUGUGCGCCGUUUGUGCGUGAUCUCUGUUUAAGCUAUACACAAGCCAAGGAAUAAAUAGACAUCUCAUUGUGAUGGUGCUAAAGCUAACACUAGCAUUUAGGCUAAUGCACAUAGGAAAAAUAUUAGAUCAGUACUGAUGGUGCUUCUUAGAACAUGUAAUAAAACUGUUCCCCAUAGAUCAUACUUCUGUCUUUGUAGUAAAGAUACAAAUUCUGAAUAA
Molecule: messenger RNA, 2278 nt
Organism: Myxocyprinus asiaticus (Chinese sucker)
Lineage: Eukaryota; Metazoa; Chordata; Actinopteri; Cypriniformes; Catostomidae
Product: zinc finger protein AEBP2-like
Exons: 8
Coding region: 122-1408 (428 amino acids)
Biological process (GO): regulation of transcription by RNA polymerase II
Cellular component (GO): ESC/E(Z) complex
Source: RefSeq, a predicted model, not a curated record